AUGGAACAGAGCAAGAGCAAGACGACGACCAAGACCACCUACUUGGCUCGUCCCCGCACCGCCUCCAUCUCCAACCACAUCUCCACCUCAAGCUCCAUUUCCGUCCCCGCCGCCAAGGUCCUCGCGGCCACCAUCACCCCCAUCAACACCACUUCCUCCAACAUGUCGUACCAUCGACCCCUCUCCCCCGGUGGACGACGACUACACAACUCCAAUCGCAUGUCCGAUCAAGGCCUCUCCGAAUAUUACCCCUCCGCCUCACGACAUUCCACCAAUUCCUAUGGAAACCCUCGGGCCAGCGCUGGCGUCAUCCCCAUCUCCACCCAAACGUUCAUCAACGUCCCCCCUCCAACGUCCUCCCGACCCGUCACGCAAUACGACUCAUACUCCGGCCGACCGCGCCGAUCGUCCCUCGUCGAUUCCCAACGAGGGACGGUGCCAUCCACCUCCCAGUCCAUCAACCGCUCCCGACCGAACAUCAUUCAAUCCGACGCGGCACGACCGGUCAGUCCCGUCAAACUUCCCCGCGAAAAGGACUACUAUGUCACCCCCGCUUCAUCACAAGAACCGCGUGGAAUGCACAAGAAACUCUACAGUGUCGACGAUACCGGCGCGAAAUUGGUCGCCGAUGUGAAUGUCGCCGCCAGCGGGGAGAGACAUUCCAAGCGGAGGGACAGCGUCGAACGCAGCAGCAACUAUCGCUCAUCAGGAAUCGACCGCGAACGGGACCGUGGCAGGAGAGGAUAUCACAUCUCCGGCACCGCCAACCGUCCCCGAGACAAGAGCAUCGACGACGAAGACGCAUACUCCUACACCGACCCUGCGAGUAUGUACCGCGACACAGAGCCCAGGUGGAGAGAAGUUCGUCCUCGUCGAGGGAGUGUGGACCGUGGAGGUGCCACAAGCCGUGAACGACCUGUCAGUGUUCUGGAUCCCACAUUCGGUCUACGGCAGCCGGCCAAGGAAAUCGGCCCGCCGCCAAGCACUCGCGGAUGGGAUAGGAUCAAUGAGAAUCUUGGCCGCACCCGAAGUGCCAGAGACGACAGUUCGAGUCGUCAGCAUGUUGCGCAAUCGCCGACGCGUGGACGAGCGUAUGCCGACCCUGUGAGCUAUGUGGAUGCACGCGACCCGUAUUACGUAGCCCCACGGACCAACUCCACCGACCGCAGGACCACCGUGCAUCAAUACGACUAUGGCUGUGAGGUUCAGGAGCCGAGAGAGGCGAAGCGAGGGAGGAAAUCUAGCGUCACGAGGGACGGUCGGCCCGAUCAGAGUGUGGAACGGAGAGGAUUCGGGAUCAGGUCCGAUCUUCCUCUCCGAGCGGACAGCCAAAACCGCCAUGGCAGGGGAAGUGAUGAGAGCUUUGAUGCGCAAAAGUAUCGGGACUCGGCGUAUGGGGAGCUGCAUCGGAGAGACACCGCUCCGGAGCCAUAUGUGCACGAGGUCGAUAAAAAGGACCGUGAUGUAGUGAUUGAUCGCGAACGACACCGCGAGCGCGAGGUUCGUGUAGAACCUCGUGAGAAGCGGAGGGAGGAGGAUCGUUCUGCUUAUGAUCGCGACUAUGACCGCAGCAGCAAGAGGGAAGGUUCACGGCACGUCGAGUCGGAGCGCACCCGUCAAGUGGACCCGUCUGGUGAUCGCGAGAGAGAGCGGCAUCACUCACGCCGGAACACUGCCGAUCGUGGUGGGGAUCACAGCAAGAAAGACAAGGAGAAUAGCCCGCGGCAGAGUGGUGAUACCAUUUCCAAGCCCAGCCUUUCYCAAGCCGCUACUGGUGGAUUGGCUGGAGCCGCCGCCGCUUUCGGUUUGACUGGCCUUCUGAGCAAGGUCACGGAUAAGAACCGUGACAAGGAUCGGGAGGAGUUGAAAGACCAGGAGCGGGAGCGCGAACGUGAGCGCGAAAGGAAGGAACGCCGCAAUGAUGAAGAGCGUCGCAAGGAUGAGGAGCGUCGCAAAGAUGAGGAGCGACGUAAAGAUGAGGAGCGCCGUAAAGACGAUGACCGCCGCAAGCCAGACGACCGAGAUCGCUCACCUCACCGCGAACGACGACCAGGAAAAGCUGCGAGCGAUGAGGAGCCUCGUGAACGGGAUCUGGAGCGCGAUCGGUAUAGAGAACCGGACCGUGGACUGGGAUUCGCUUUCGAGGGGCCGCCUGAACCACCCAGGAGUGCACCUCCUCUUAACAACUCGGAUUGGAAGCCGGAUCGUAUGAAGGAUGAUCGCGCUUCCGAGAAGAGGGACGCUCCACAACAGGAGCGGAUUGCUGAGAGACAGCCUAUUCCUGCGCAAGACCGACUACCUGAGAAACAGGCUACAUUUGAUCGACCGCCAGAGAGGCAAUCCACUCUUGAACGACAGCCCGCGUAUGCCCAAGAACGGGAGGCGGAGCGUGAGCUAAAGACGGCGGAGAUGCCGACUCCUGCUAUUGAUGCCGAUGAAGACUACCGCCGUAGAAUGGAGCAAGUCCAACGCGAAWUGGGCGUUCAAAGGGAUGCGCUCCGCAGUGACGACCGUGGCUCAGACUCAGACCCUGAUCGCGCUCGUCGACGUCGCGAGCGCGAACAGCGGCAACGUGAGCGAGAGAACCGCAACGGCGGUGGCGCAGCUGUCGGGGGUGCUGUGGACCUCAACAGCUCCUCGGAAUUCCCUCUUCAUUCCUCUCGCCGAAGUUUCGAAAGAGAUGGCAAUGAUGGUACGUCCACCGUCAUCACCGACGCUGCCAAACAAACUCUCCGAAGACGCCCCUCGGUCCUCGACCAACCCAUGUCCAUGAACGACCCCGUACAAAUCAUCGACAACUCCGCGUCGGAGAAACGCGAGAACCGCGUUAGAAUUGUGGAUCCUCCAACGGAAGCAGACGAAGAACGGUCCCGUCCGAAGAGUAUCCUCAAGCGACCCACACCCAAAUUCCCUGAAGAUCCCAACAACAUUCGCGAGGGAGUAGCUCCACUCAAGGACGCUACCAAGAAGGGCAUUCCGCCUGGAGCACGAUGGACCAAGAUCGAUCGCAGACUGGUCAACCCUGAAGCACUGGAGGCUGCACAGGAGAGAUUCGAGGAGAGACUGGACUGUGUGAUUGUGUUGCGAGUCUUGACCAAGGAGGAGAUUCAGAAAUUGGCGGAUAAGACUCGGGCGAUCAGAGAUCAACGCUACGAACUCGAGCGCCAAUCCGAACGCAAGUCUUCAAGGAAACCCAGCCGGUCCCGAAAGGCUGACAGGAGUGAGAGGGACGAGUAUAGUGAGGAGGAUAGUGCGGAUGAAUUCAAGGCCAAGGUUCCCAAGGCUUUGGAGGCUCCUCCUAGUAUGACAGGCAGUGGAAGUUUGGCGGAUUUUGUUAGUGGCGUGGGUAGGAGGGGGGAGAAGGAGGAGAGUGGUGGUGGUAGUGGUUAUGUGACGGUGAAUGCGAGGGAGAGGGAGAGGGAACGCGAGAGGGAGAGAGAGAGGUGGGAGGAUGAGGAGUUGGGGAGGGGAAGGUAUUGA
Messenger RNA from Ramularia collo-cygni, 3480 nucleotides. RefSeq lists its product as uncharacterized. The record is from RefSeq and is a predicted model, not a curated record. The transcript has 2 exons. NCBI's taxonomy places the organism in Eukaryota, Fungi, Ascomycota, Dothideomycetes, Mycosphaerellales, Mycosphaerellaceae. Bases 1 to 3480 code for a protein of 1159 amino acids.